Choloepus didactylus (southern two-toed sloth) is the source of this 2139-nucleotide messenger RNA. It is a transcript of the gene BAK1, whose product is annotated as BCL2 antagonist/killer 1. Gene Ontology annotation, molecular function: protein homodimerization activity; protein heterodimerization activity. NCBI's taxonomy places the organism in Eukaryota, Metazoa, Chordata, Mammalia, Pilosa, Megalonychidae. Gene Ontology annotation, cellular component: mitochondrial outer membrane. The record is from RefSeq and is a predicted model, not a curated record. The transcript has 6 exons. The coding region runs from base 256 to 891 and encodes 211 amino acids. Gene Ontology annotation, biological process: intrinsic apoptotic signaling pathway in response to DNA damage; regulation of apoptotic process; extrinsic apoptotic signaling pathway in absence of ligand.
UGACUGGAGCCCGGUGCAGCCCACACCUCUAUGAUCUCUGAGCCGCCGGUGCCCCUCGGGCCGUGCCGUGACAAGCAGAGGUGGCAUCCCGAUGCUGGGAAGGCACUGACGCGCGCCCCUGACGCCGAGCCUCAGCACCCUGCUCCUGGGCACAGCCGCCGCCCCCCGAGAUCUCCGGCCUCGGCCCUGCUGAGCCUCCCUGGUCUAGGCCAGGGUCAGGGCAGGCUGAAACUAUCCUGCACUGGGGCCUGAAAAAUGGCAUCUGGACAAGGCCCGGGCCCCCCCGGGCAGGCAUGUGGAGAGCCCACCCCGUCCUCCACUUCUGAGGAGCAGGUGGCCCGGGACACGGAAGAGGUUUUCCGCAGCUACGUCUUUUACCGCCAUCGGCAGGAGCAGGAGGCCGAGGGGGCGGCUGCACCUGCCGAUCCAGAGAUGGAUACCUUACCCCUAGAGCCUAGCAGCACCAUGGGGCAGGUGGGGCGGCAGCUCGCCAUCAUCGGGGACGACAUCAACCAGCGCUAUGACUCCGAGUUCCAGACCAUGUUGCAGCACCUGCAGCCCACAGCAGAUAAUGCAUAUGAGUACUUCAGCAAGAUCGCCUCAAGUCUCUUUGAGAGUGGCAUCAACUGGGGCCGCGUGGUGGCUCUCCUGGGCUUCGGCUACCGCCUGGCCCUGCACGUCUACCAGCGCGGCCUGACCGGCUUCCUGGGCCAGGUGACCCGCUUUGUGGCCAACUUCAUGCUGCACCACUACAUUGCCCGAUGGAUCGCACAGAGGGGCGGCUGGGUGGCAGCCCUGGACUUAGGCAAUGGCCCCAUCCGGAACGUGCUGAUGGUUCUGGCUGUGGUUCUGUUGGGCCAGUUUGUGGUACGAAGAUUCUUCAAGUCAUGACUCUUGGAGGGGCCCUUCGGGGUCCUCUAAGACCCCUGCCUGGACUUUGGCCGAAACUUUCUCCCCCUUCCCUCCCCUCCCCUGCAGGGGUUGACCCUCAAGAGUACAGAAGCUUUAGCAAGUGAGCACUCCAGCUCUGGGGGGCCCCUGCCCAGCGGCCAGUCAGGCUCAAGGGUGUCCCAACAUUGCAUGGUGCUAACAGGCCCCCUCUCUGGGCCCCAUCCUGUCAGAGAGGGGCUGCAGCCUCCCCCCGCCUCAGCCCUCUGGGAUCCCCUUCAGCAUUGUCUGCUGGGCAAUGGGGAGGCAAGAAGCUGGAAGCUACUUCUACCCAGAAAGUUUUUAAUGGUUUUAGCUUUUUAUAAUACCCUUGGGAGACUUCAUUCCCCAUUCCCACCACUAUGCCCAAGGCCAGGGCAUCUGGGGAGUGGGGAUUAGCAGGCCUCCUCUGUGUUCCUCAGGACUCAACUUGUUCUGGAAAGUCAGAGCUUGAGCGCUGGGACCAGAGCCCAGUCCCAGCCCUCCCUACACAUUUCUCCCAGGAGCAGGGCCAGCUGGGGGAGGGGGCCCCUGGUCCUGCUCAGCUUUCCCACUACUCCCACUCCCCCACCCCAUACUGACUUUUUGGUCAGACUCUCAGGGAUUCUGGGCCUGGGGUGGGGUGGGGUGGGGACAACAGAAGCUGCCUGAGCUUAUUCACCAGGACCCUCUAGCCCUGCCUCCCCCUCUCCCUCACUUUGUAACCACGUGGUCCUAACCCAUGCUCUACAGGUGAAGGCCACACCCUCUGCAUCCCUCCAAAUCAGUCAGGGUUCUUAGGUGAGUGGAGUACAGAGGACUCCUCCUUGCCCAGACUACAGGGGGUUUAGCACUGUGGUUUGUGAUUAUCAGGAAGAAGGAGCGGAGAGCUCCUCUGGAGGUUUCUGAGUGGGAGAAGGGCUACUAAAACCACCAGGAAUCCCAGAGCCGGCCCCCUUACCCUCCCUCAUGGCCAGGGCACAGUAUAAUCUGGGGGUGGGGAUGGGGGAACUGUGAAUACUUGAACUCUACCCCUCCCUGCCCUGCACUCCUCACCUGCCCAGCCCCCUCAGGCAGGUGAGGAGAAGAUUGCCUUGUCUAUCUUGCACAGCCCAGGGAUUAGGAGAAAGGAGAGAGAAGUUCUUGAUUAAGCCAAAUGUGAGGGAGGUGGGGGGAACACGGGGCACUCCCCACCGUCUGAGUGUGUUUGUGUGUUUGAAAAUAAACUAUACA